Pyrenophora tritici-repentis Pt-1C-BFP is the source of this 1311-nucleotide messenger RNA. Its product is annotated as Use1 domain containing protein. Gene Ontology annotation, cellular component: SNARE complex; endoplasmic reticulum. Gene Ontology annotation, molecular function: SNAP receptor activity. Gene Ontology annotation, biological process: retrograde vesicle-mediated transport, Golgi to endoplasmic reticulum. NCBI's taxonomy places the organism in Eukaryota, Fungi, Ascomycota, Dothideomycetes, Pleosporales, Pleosporaceae. The record is from RefSeq and is a predicted model, not a curated record.
CCCUAUGGUUAUUGUACUCACGCAUUUCUGCACAACACCCGCGUACGUGCACUGUUUUCAAUCAGCUUCACGUCCGUCGUAAACCGGCCCAAGACGACCACUGUGUCAACGUCAUCAGCCUAGUACCCCUCUACGAACACAUCUUCGUUACCUGGUAGAAUCGCGCCAGCUUCCCGACCAUAUCACAAACAGUCAAAAUGGCAACCAAAUCGCGUUCCUCAGCAUACGGUGACACAACUAGCAUCAAUCUGAACCGUCUGCUAUCGAGGUUGGAUUCGAUAGUACUGCUAGACCCAUCACCCCAGUUGCGCAAGUCGGCGUAUGAACGCGCACGUGUUAGUGCUAAUAUUGAACAUGCGCGAACGCUGCUUCUCAGUCUCGAACAUUCAGCCUCCAAGAUCCCUUCCAAAUCGAAAAAAGCCGAACUGCAAAGCGAUUUGUCAAAGAAGCGCGAGCUCAUUAAGCAGCUGAACCAGCGGAUAUACGAGCUGAAUCAGCUAGACGAUACAGAGUCGGAAGCAUCUGUGGAUUCGGAUGAGGAAGACGAAGAUCAAUUCCCAUCAUAUGCGCCUAAAGUGAAGACAGAAGCUGGGCGUGAUAUUUCAACGUCGACAGAAGGCAACGAAGCAUUCCAAAACGCAGCACAGGGCCUUGCAUCAGAACUAAGGAGAAGAGGCAAGGCAGAUACUGAAGUAGCAGGCGCACAAGCGGCAUCUGGAAAUUCAUUAUUGCCUUCCAAGUCUACCACGACCACAGGCGACCCGACACUUGCGCAUACUGAGGCGCUCCUCUCACAUGAACGAACCGAACAAGAGUCACUCACGGCGAACCUCCUCGAUAUGGCGAAGCAAUUGAAGCAGCAGUCAAUACACUUUGGCAAUACGCUCGAGGGGGAUAAGAGCAUCGUGGAUCGAACGCUUGCUGGUCUAGACAAGAACACGCUGAACAUGGAUGCUGCGAGUAGGACCAUGGGCACACUGCGAAGGAUGACAGAGGGCAAGGGAUGGUGGGAUCGGAUGAAGCUCUAUGCCAUGAUCGCUGGGCUAUGGCUGAUCGCCUUCCUCAUCGUCUUCAUUGGGCCCAAGAUACGUUUCUAGAGCAGUGUUCGUCUGUUCUGGGCGAAGAAUAUGGUUUCUGUUCUUACGAAUCACAGCCAGAGCAUGUCAUGGGUUAUGGCGUCUACACAGGCCAGCAUUGAUCGACUUUGUGGGCCUACACAUAGCUCUGGCGCCGAAGAAAUUCCAGCCAGUAUACUUAUAAUAUAUAGCAAUACGUCCAGCUACAAUGGCAUUGUUGUCAAGGCUCCACCCA